This is a messenger RNA of Diabrotica balteata, 1286 nucleotides long. The record is from the annotation of a GenBank genome assembly. NCBI's taxonomy places the organism in Eukaryota, Metazoa, Arthropoda, Insecta, Coleoptera, Chrysomelidae.
AUGAUUUUUGAUGGGAUACGAUUUUUUGCUGGCAUUUUUGUCAUUUGCUGCUUGUUUAGAGACUGUAUUUGCCUUAAAGAAGUUAAAAUAGAUGUUCCUCAAGCAGUACUUAAAGGCCAUGAAGUGAUCUUGCAGUGCUUAUUUGACUUGGAGGGCGACAAAUUGUAUUCUUUAAAAUGGUACCAUAAUUCUUCGGAGUUUUAUAGGUAUACUCUAACUGGUGAACAUCAUGCAAAGCCAUUCAAGCUGAAAGGUUUCCAUGUAGUACCUGAACGUUCUAACGCUACAAGAGUAGUCUUAAAACAUGCCACUAGAGCCAUCAACGGAGGCUACAGUUGUGAGGUUACUGCAGAUCAACCCAGCUUCUUUACUGAUAUGAAAACUGCAGAUUUAGAAGUUGUAGAUCCUCCUGCAGCAGAUCCCUUGAUCACUGGAACGAAAUCGAGAUAUAAACUAGGAGACUAUGUCAAAGCAACUUGUUCGUCCGAAAAAUCGGAUCCAGCUGUUAAUAUAACGUGGUACGUCAACGGAAGGCCUAUGGACGGACCUCAUGUAAGAAAAUAUAGAAAGACAAUCGAAGGUAAUUACAUAAGUUCCUAUUCUACUGUCCAGUUCAGAGUAUCUGAACAACUUCUGGAUGAAGGCAAGCUCAAGCUUCGUUGCUCAGCUAACAUAUACAACGUAUGGCACAGAAGCCACGAAAAGUCUAUCGAACUGAAAAGGAGUAAGCACGACGAGGAUGAAUUUGCUCCUGCGUUUGUGCCUACGAUUACCAGCACUGAGUUUGCGCACGAGAAGUUUUGGCUGUACGUAGCGAGAGAUAAUCCAGAAGCUACAGAAUGGUCUUCUGCAGGCAACAAUAGUUCAACAAGUACGUCUAGACUGAAUCACGCAAUAAUUUUUGUUUCUGUUGUCGUUUAUAUGAGGUGAUGUUUUUAAAUUAAUUUAAUAUGUUUGUUCGUCAUGUUUUUAGUAUUCACCAUUCGUUCGAAGGUGUCAAAUGAAUGUUUUCGUACUAUGUAAAUCUUAUUUAUUUUUAAGAGGCGGUGACGUAUUUAACCGGUUUUUGGAGUUUAUGUACAAGUAAAACCAACAAUGGUAAAUUUUCGUCGCAAAUGAUUUUGAAGCGUCUGAUACUCGUCAGUUCAUAUUUUUGUAAAAACGAGUUAAAAUCUUGAAAAUAAUAGCUAAUAAAAAGUAGCUAAUACUUUAUUGAGUUGAAAAACAUUUUAACAAAUUAGUAAAACAAUAUAAAAUAGUAAAAAAAGUCAAAAGAAUAUAUUAUG